GUGGAUGAUAAUUCCUUAAGGUUUCCACGCGAAUUACGCGAACGCGCAAUAGGUAAAGCGCGAAACGCGCGAUAUAACGGAAUGGUGCAUUACGUAAGUCGCUCGCAACUUGUUAAUAAAAUUAUGAUAUCAUCUUAUAAUUAUCUAAUCGCGUACUCUUGAUCGAGCCGAGUGGCAUUAUGGCUCGCUUGGCCGUGCUCCAGAUUUCAGAAACUCUGACGGUCUUGAUUCUUUCCGCUUGCGCAAUAACGAAGCGAUUGAUAAAAGCCUAUAACAUCCUGCACAUUGUUCGAGAAGCAACUCAAUGAACUCAAUUGUGUGCGGCAAUUUGUUGGAUGGGGACGUGUCGAAAAGGGAACUCGUUCCGGCUUCCGACGUCAUACUUCAAGUCUCUUUUGUUUUUCUCAUUUCUUUCAUCCCCCCCCCCUCCCGAUAACUUUUAUGUAGCUACGAGCCGCAUCACUGACAUUGUCGACGUUAAAAAGUUGUCCACUUCCUACAUUCCCGCUCCUUUCCGCAUUUCAAUUCAAAGUUCCAAGUGAAAAAGCCUAACUUGUCGCCUUUGAUCGUUUUAUUUCGAACACUUAAUCCCCGACAUUUAUUGAGAUGUCAGUCACGAUGACUCCCGACUCACCUCUGAUGAACGUGGUAUCAGGGAUCGAGGAGCGACAAUGCGACCUGAUCGGACGCCAAAGAAAUCUGCGGGACAAGAUUGCUACGAUGGAACGCUCGAUCCCAGCUUUGAUGGCGUAUAACAUGUGGAUGACCGAGCGAGAUUGUCCCGAUACACCAUAUUCCAAAGUACGAGAGAUUAUGAAACAAUUUUCGCCGCACCCAGAUCCCGCAGACAGACUCGUCGCCGAACUGAGGAACACGGUCGACGACCUCCGUCGGGAGACGGCACAGUUGCAUGACAAGAUCGUAGACGCAGACGUGAAAUUGGAGGAGGCUGACAUGGAACUGGAGUCUUUGGAGCUAGCUAAUAAGGAGAUGGAAGAGAGAUUGAUAAAACUGCGAAAAGAUGUGCAGAGGCACAGCACACCGAGUCUGCGUUCCAUCCAUUCGGAAGAUCUAAUAUGCCUGAAAAAGAUUCGUCAACUCGCUGAAGAAGAAUUGAAGCUGAACAACUGCGUCAAACAGUUGGAAAGUAAAGAAAUCAUGUACAGGCGACAAAUGAACAAAUUACUCUCCUGUAAGGAAUAUCAAUGUACUAACGGAGAGAUGAAGUACCCGCAGAAAAUGGAUAGAGGUGGCAAGAAACCGUUCUGUCCACUGAAUCGCAAAUGCGACUUAUUUGCGGAAAUACGAGAGAAAUAUCCUGAUAAAGAUAAGGGACGAGUGAGUAGAAAGAACAGAUGCACGGUAGUAGUCUUUGCGUUUCUUCGAUUCUAUGCUAUGUUUCUUGUAAUUUCAAAGACUCGUUGUUUGCGCGCAACGCCGACAAUUAAUUACGAGGAAACAUCGAAGAAAUUGGCGGCGUGCGAGGAAUUGCGUCCGCUGCAUUCCUGCUGCGUCUCGCUGGAUAGUCGCACGCCAUGCGCAACCACGAAGAAACGAUACGAUUGUCGAUUGUGUUGUGGUGCCUGCCGAGAGAUCGCCGCUGCUACGUCUCGACCCAAGUCUCCUUGUUUCACGGGUGCUCCUUGCGAAUCUUUGCUCAGCAUUGCUUCGGAGACAGGUUUAACACGGUCGGUCAAGUUAACACAGCCUCCAGUACCAUGUGACUUUGGUAAAACGUGCCAAGAGUGCGAGACUCCUGCCGCAUGCAAACAGAUUGACAGAUGCGACUGCAAUAAAAAUUGCAUAUGCGCCUGCGAAUUAUCUUGGCAACGUGACCGCAACGUUCCAUCAUUGAGUCCCUCGAAAAAGACGCAUCUUCGCAAAGAGGCAGCUUCGAAAUUGCAAUUGGCACCGGAAGCGGAUGACAGCAACAGCGACGACGAGUUUUGUGAGUGUUGUCCCUGCGACUAUGGCGAUACCGCGAAUUUAUCGUAGAAAUAUAAUCAGUUCCUAAAUCACUUGGAUUACACGUUAUUUAAAUUCAAAAUUCUUUAAAUGUUAUAAAAACUUUUUUAUUUUAAUAUACAUUUGGAAACUUUGAUAUAUAAAAAGUGCCGCCGGCACUUAAACAAAUUAUUUUAUUCGCUUAUCUUUAUACACACGGUGCAAACGCAAAGCAAACUGAUAGAAAUAAUAGCUUGAUAAUAUUGUUUUUUGGUGGAAGAAAUUUAAUAAAAACACGAAAAUAUGUGU
Ooceraea biroi (clonal raider ant) is the source of this 2253-nucleotide messenger RNA. RefSeq lists its product as uncharacterized. NCBI's taxonomy places the organism in Eukaryota, Metazoa, Arthropoda, Insecta, Hymenoptera, Formicidae. The record is from RefSeq and is a predicted model, not a curated record.